GUUGGACUUGAUGAUCUUAAGGGUCUUUUCCAGACUAAUGAUUCUAUGAUUUCUACAGAAUUUCCCAUAAUAUCAAUGGUUUUGUUUUAAUGUACACUUCCUCUCCCUGAAUGAUGUAUGUUCUUUGCAAGGGAGAAGACAAGUUAGAGAUUUGUAAAGGCUUCUACCUACAGUAAUCUGAGCAUCUUUGCUUUGGCAUAUAAAGUACUGUAUUUCCUUGUACUCUGCAGUAGCAACUUGCAAUGUAAGUUGCAGUACAAAUAGAAGACUAUGACUGUACUGCAAGAGGCUGAAGGGAGAGGUGGUAAUUAGAUGCCAAUUACUCAUGGGUAUAUUAGUUAAAAGAGUUGCAGAUUCAGUUCUUAAUAGUCAAGGAAGUAAUCUUUGAGCCUUGCCUCUUCACUGUGUAUUUGCUGUGACUUGAACACUGAAUGGAUUUAGAAGGUUUCUAGUCGUGAUUUGGUUCACUUGUGGGAGAAAUAAUUAUCUGUUCAGUUCUUGCAAGCCAGUCUGAUUAUUGGAGGUGAUGUGGGCUUAUGCCAUAUGACUAAGAUUUCUCAGGCUCUCAGGUUUAGUCCAUCGUAGGCUUUAGUUGCUGACUGGAGAACAGUGAGUGGAAAUCACAUACCACUUGGGAACUGCCUGUCUGUUUCUAGACUUAAUGGAUGGAAACCUGUAUAGACUGCAGAUCUGGGGGUGUCGUGCAAACGGAGCACUUUGUCUGGGGACUAUGUACAGAGCUAUGCUUCUUCUUGUAUACUAGUAAUUGCCAUAGUGUACUUAAAGAUUUAGUUGAUGAGUUAUCUCUGUUUUAGGCUAUUGCUGCAAAAGACAUUUGAAAGUCUAAAUUAUUUAUUUAUUUAUUUAUUUUAGAGAGUGUGUGUGUGUAAUUCAGGAAAAGGAAGUGAGGAAGACAUUCACAGUUUUAUUAGGUUCAUCUAUCUCUUUGCGAGACUGGAUCGGGUAAGCUCCCAAUUCGUAUGGCUGAUGCUACAGAGUACAUUGGUUCAGCAGGCUUUCUUGGUUCUGCCUUGUCUCUUUAUUACACUGUAUUCGGAUGUUAGAGAAAGUCAGAUUUUUAGGAUCAGGAGGGACUCUUCUGACUUGCAGUGUGGCUUGCUUGGCAGACUUUUCCUGUCUUUAGAAAUAGCAGGUAUUGGGCAUUGACUUGUGAACGGGCUGAGGAUAACUGGUAUAGGUAGGCUUGCUAUUGAUACUAACCCCAAUAAUAAGUGCUGUACAGGGGGCUGCAGUCUUCUAAGUAUAUCUGGGCUCAGAGCAUUCCUGUCUUUAUGCAGAUUCCUAAGUGCUUUGCUCUGCUUAUGCAAUGAGGCAAGGUGCUAUUCUGGUCCUGGGUUCCUUAUGCUUUAUUGCCUAAAUUCCUAGUUUACUUUGGACAAAAGAAGAGUAGCUGCUUCAGGAUGAGUGUAGAAGAAAGGAGUAGAGUCCAAUUUACUGAUUGUAAUGGGUAUGAAAAUAGCAGCAGCAGCUGUGUAUGUGUUUAGGGUUAGAGGCCUCUUGAGAGCAUAUUUGCUGCAAGUUAACAUGUCUCUCUUAGCAAAGAGUAAAUUGUAUGUUUCCAUCUUGGAGUGAGAGAAUAGAACACUGAUAAUCAAAAUCUGUGAAGAAAGGGGAGUAUGUUAACACCUGCUCAUGGGAUUUGGAGACAGUGUUUCCAUGGGACAGCAUACGCUCAGUGCUUUCUGGUUGUGAAUUAGCCUAGCUCUGUGGGCUGCAAAGGCUUCUUUGAAACGCUAAUUUAAUUGAGCUCUCACAUGAGCAGUCUUCCAUUGUGUGACCUCACUUUGUCCAAGCUGGAGUUUUUUACCUGAUACACCUUCUCUGAAGGGCAGGCUUUCCUCUUUGUUGUGAAGGUGAAAGUGGUAAAACUUUUAUCCAGGGUGGAUCUGGAGUGGAGAUGGCUUGGUUGUCUUCCCUCCAGGAUUAGGAAGUAAAAUAUCAGGUGUUGUUUGUGUAACUGCUUGACUCUAACUUGCAAUUUUGUAUGACAGGAAUCAUAUAAAUGCUUCUCUAUCAUCACCCUGGAGACCUGCUCAGCCUGAUUGGUGCACUGAGUCUGGUGCUUUCUGAGGCCAACUCUUUCUUGAUAUGUUAGUCUGAGCUAAUGCUGUGCUGCUUCUCUGAAAGGUUGGAGAUCUUAUUUUAAGAAACUGGCAAAGCUGAACCAUACUUGACUGGCACUUUUGUGUUUAGUCUUACAGUAAUUUUAUGGGUUUUAAGAAAACGUAAGCCGCUCUUGGGAUUGAUACUAAAAAGGAAAGAGAAGGCCGGAAGGAGUACUGACUGUAACCAUCACUGUGAGUUGGGGUAAGCUGUGCAUUUUCAGAAUAUCAUGAAAUUCCAAAUCUUGCUUGCCAGAUACUUUUCAAGGGGUGGGAUGGUAAGGUGGACAAAGUCUGGCGGUCGUGGGAGUGGAGAAGGAUGGUGUUCCUGUGCACAUGCAGUACCAAUCUCCCUUUUGGGUUGGCUGAAGCCCCGGAUAGCUUCGGAGUUCAGGCUUCCUGCAUUCCUGCAGGAACUGCAAAGACCAUACACAUGCUGAGCAUAGAGCAAAUUGAGCAAGGCAGCUUCAGAAGGGCUUCUCAUGGUAAACGAUGCCUGUUUUAAUAGGGGAAUGUCUAAUUUCUCUCUCCAGCAAGUGUCUUCAUUGUAAAGCAAGUAUCUCUGAUCUGGUGGAGACUUGAGGGCAAGGCUAGCUGCAAUGAUAACACUGAGCAUUUCCAGGAAAUGCUAUGAAAGAAAUGCUAAACUUGCACACCUCAUCCUGAAUUCCAGUAGGCAGGAGUGAUGAUAAUGUUGUGACUAUCUCAGAAGGCUGCACCAGGAGAUCAUAGCAUUCUGUUUUCCUAGGUGAGGAAGCUGCCUCAGUUGGAGUGAGAAGAUAGUCAGUGGGGGCUGAUAAAGGGAUCUGUGUGUGUACAAACGCAGAGAAACGUUAGCGCACCUGAGUUUUCAUAUCUCUCCAUGCAGUGAUAACAGUCUCUGCGAGGGAAGGAAGAGGCAUAUGAGCUUCAUUGAUUGAGAUCAUCAGCAGAUCUCUAGGUCAACAUCUUAUACAGGCUAGGCAUACACGCCUUUUGUGGUAGACAGCUAAUUUCAUAGAAGUUCCUUUUUCCAGGACAGUCAUGUAGUCCAAUUUUCUGGGCCACGUAUCUCUGCAGCUGUUCGGUCUUUGCUGAUCUGUGGAAAGUUCUCCCUUCUUUACUUGCCUUGCAUCAGGAAAGUUCCAAAGGCUCGUUUCCCUUCAAGUCUUAGCCUGUCUUAGCAUCACUUUCCCAAUUGAUCAAGGAAGUUGGGGAAGUAUGUUAAUUAUGAAACAAAAAAUGUCCCUGCUCAGCACUGUCUCAUCUCUAUUCUGGGAAAGGGGGCUUGUGUUGCCUCAACAGGAGAAAUAGGAGCUUCCAUAGGAGCUGGGAAGUUGUUUGGAUGCUUACCUUCUCAUUCGGGUUAUGGAAAUUGAGUCUCGGGAGGAGUCCUUAAGGACAGGACUACUUCUGUGUCUGGUCAAUCUCAUUUUUGGCAGCUUGAAGCCUUUGUUCCUGAGAACUGCUGAUGGGGAGGGUUGUUUCUCUCCCUUGUGGUUUUCUCCCUACGGCACUGUGGGAGAGAGCAGGGCUACUCCUUCGACCCAGGAGAGGAUUAAAAAGGAACUGAACAAGUACAUUUCUUUACAGCCUCUUACUACCAGAUGAAGCACAAACCAGCAUGUCUGACAGCUGUCUGGGACCAAACCCUGAACACAAGCUUAUGCUCUAAGGCAAAUAAAGGAGUGAAAGGUGUGUGGGUGUAUGCUGUUGUAAAGGCACCUGGAGGAGUCUGGAGCAAUGCCACCACCUUCGGACAUUGUGAAAGUAGCUGUUGAGUGGCCAGGUGCCAAUGCCCAGCUGCUGGAAAUAGAUCAGAAAAGGCCUCUUGCAUCCAUCAUCAAGGAGGUCUGUGAUGGGUGGUCGUUGCCAAACCCUGAAUACUACACCUUGCGGUAUGCUGAUGGUCCUCAGCUGUACAUCACAGAGCAGACUCGCUGUGACAUCAAGAAUGGAACUAUCCUACAGCUGGCAGUCUCCCCGUCUAGGGCAGCUCGCCAGCUGAUGGAGAGGAUCCAGUCGCACAGUAUGGAAGCCCGACUGGAUGCCAUGAAGGAACUGGCUAAACUUUCAGCAGAUGUGACCUUUGCCACAGAGUUCAUUAACAUGGAAGGGAUUACAGUGCUGACACGGCUUGUGGAGAGCGGGACCAAGCUUCUGUCCCAUUACAGUGAGAUGUUGGCUUUCACCCUGACUGCCUUCUUGGAGCUCAUGGACCAUGGUAUUGUCUCUUGGGACAUGGUCUCAAUAACCUUCAUCAAACAGAUUGCAGGGUAUGUGAGUCAGCCUAUGGUAGAUGUCUCCAUCCUCCAACGAUCCCUAGCCAUUCUAGAAAGCAUGGUGCUAAACAGUCAGACUCUGUAUCAGAAGAUAGCAGAAGAGAUCACCGUGGGGCAGCUCAUUUCUCAUCUGCAAGUCUCAAACCAAGAGAUUCAGACAUAUGCCAUUGCCCUGAUCAAUGCCCUUUUCCUGAAGGCACCUGAGGACAAGAGACAGCAGGACAAGCUGCUUAACCCACUAGACCUGCCCAUCACUGAAAUGGCUAAUGCAUUUGCCCAGAAGCACCUGAGGUCUAUAAUCCUGAAUCAUGUGAUCAGAGGAAACCGCCCGAUUAAAACAGAAAUGGCACAUCAGCUGUACGUGCUACAGGUCCUGACCUUUAAUCUCCUGGAAGAGAGAAUGAUGACCAAGAUGGAUCCCAAUGAUCAGGCACAGAGAGACAUCAUAUUUGAGUUGCGAAGAAUUGCAUUUGAUGCAGAGUCUGACAGCAACACCGUCCCUGGCAGUGGAACAGAAAAACGCAAAGCCAUGUACACCAAGGACUACAAGAUGCUGGGAUUCACUAAUCACAUCAAUCCAGCCAUGGAUUUUACUCAGACUCCUCCAGGGAUGCUGGCAUUGGACAAUAUGCUCUACUUGGCUAAAUUUCAUCAGGAUACCUAUAUCCGGAUUGUUCUGGAGAACAGCAGUCGAGAAGAUAAGCAUGAGUGUCCCUUUGGGCGCAGUGCCAUUGAGCUUACCAGGAUGCUUUGUGAGAUCCUGCAAGUUGGGGAGCUCCCCAACGAAGGCCGGAAUGACUAUCACCCCAUGUUUUUCACCCAUGACCGUGCAUUUGAGGAGCUAUUUGCCAUCUGCAUCCAGCUGUUGAACAAGACCUGGAAAGAAAUGAGGGCGACAGCAGAAGAUUUUAAUAAGGUUAUGCAGGUUGUGAGGGAACAGAUCACACGGGCUCUCCCGUCUAAACCAAACUCCCUGGACCAGUUCAAGAGCAAACUGCGCAGCCUGAGCUAUUCUGAAAUUCUGCGACUACGCCAGUCUGAGAGAAUGAGCCAAGAUGACUUCCAGUCACCACCUAUUGUGGAGCUGAGAGAGAAAAUCCAACCUGAGAUCUUGGAGCUGAUAAAGCAGCAGCGCCUGAACAGGCUUUGUGAGGGAAGUAGUUUUCGAAAAAUUGGAAAUCGCAGAAGACAAGAAAGAUUUUGGUAUUGUCGCCUGGCUCUGAAUCACAAGGUGCUACACUAUGGAGAUCUGGAAGAUAAUGCCCAGGGAGAAGUGACCUUUGAAUCUCUACAGGAAAAAAUUCCAGUUGCAGACAUCAAAGCCAUUGUCACAGGGAAGGAUUGUCCACACAUGAAGGAGAAAAGUGCACUGAAGCAGAACAAGGAAGUGUUAGAAUUGGCCUUCUCGAUAUUAUAUGAUCCCGAUGAGACCUUGAACUUCAUUGCACCUAAUAAAUAUGAGUACUGUAUCUGGAUUGAUGGGCUUAAUGCUCUCCUGGGGAAGGACAUGUCCAGUGAGCUGACUAAAAGCGACCUGGACACAUUGCUGAGCAUGGAAAUGAAGCUGAGGCUCCUGGACUUGGAGAACAUCCAGAUCCCCGAAGCGCCACCGCCCAUCCCCAAGGAGCCGAGCAGCUACGACUUCGUGUACCACUACGGCUGACGGGGCCGAGCUGCAGGGCCCGCUGCCGGGCAGCCGCGGGCCGGCGGCGGGAGGCCGGCACUGCUGGAACUGGGGCGGAGCCGGCGCUGGGCCGCGCCGUCCGACCGCGCUCCGCCG
Molecule: messenger RNA, 6164 nt
Organism: Aquila chrysaetos chrysaetos
Lineage: Eukaryota; Metazoa; Chordata; Aves; Accipitriformes; Accipitridae
Gene: ELMO2
Product: engulfment and cell motility 2
Exons: 22
Coding region: 3846-6047 (733 amino acids)
Biological process (GO): actin filament organization; cell motility
Source: RefSeq, a predicted model, not a curated record